Molecule: messenger RNA, 877 nt
Organism: Hibiscus syriacus
Lineage: Eukaryota; Viridiplantae; Streptophyta; Magnoliopsida; Malvales; Malvaceae
Product: ferredoxin-thioredoxin reductase catalytic chain, chloroplastic-like
Exons: 6
Coding region: 235-711 (158 amino acids)
Molecular function (GO): oxidoreductase activity, acting on iron-sulfur proteins as donors
Source: RefSeq, a predicted model, not a curated record
AAUGGUUAAUGGCUGAGACACAAACUGAUGAGUGGCUUAUGUAAUUUGCUGUUUGAUAUUUUCAUUUUCACAAACAAGUGGUAGACAGAGAGCCCUCGAAAGUUUUCGUAAACAUUUUGAAAAACCCAAAAUCAGAUAAUCCCACGACUCAAUCAAAUAUCCCAGACUAUAAAAUUGCAUACUUCAAUAACAAAAAGUAGAGAUUAAACUUUAGUUUCCUUUGCAGUUAAAGCCAUGACUCUUCAAGCAAGUUCCUUUAAGUUUGGAGGCAUUUCUCCUAUUCUUUCUCUUCCAAAAACUUCCCCUCGCCGCUUUGUAAUCAGAGCUAAAGUUGAGCCAUCAGAGAAAUCUGUAGAAGUAAUGAGGAAAUUCUCGGAACAAUAUGCUCGUCGUUCAGGCACAUAUUUCUGUAUGGAUAAGGGAGUGACUUCUGUUGUUAUCAAGUUCAUGAUAAAUAAAAACUCAUUUCGGAUAUUUGGACAGGGAUUGGCCGAGCAUAAAGAUACGUUGGGUGCCCCUCUCUGCCCUUGUAGGCAUUAUGACGACAAAGCUGCUGAGGCAGCGCAGGGGUUUUGGAACUGCCCAUGCGUUCCUAUGAGAGAAAGGAAAGAAUGCCACUGUAUGCUCUUUCUCACUCCAGAUAAUGAUUUUGCCGGCGAAGAUCAGUCCAUCACAUCGGAAGAAAUCAAGGAAACAACGGCAAACAUGUAGCUCUUGAGUUUCACUUUUCUAAACAGAAAUGAGAUGAAAAACCAACAGAAAUUGUAUCUGUAUAUCAAUAUGGCAAUCUUUCUUUUACCUCCUAUAUGAUCAGGAAUUACAGUAGUUAAACUCUUUGUAUCCAUGUUUUAUCGACAUAUUAUAUUUGAAUUGUUCA